AUGUCUGUUCCCAAUUACUCGUCGACCGCGAAGAGGGCGACUGUCAAUGGCGCCAACAACCACCGCACAAAGAUUUUGCUGCUCGGCCUGCGCAGAGCGGGCAAGACGUCGAUCCAGCAGGUGCUGUUCAACAACCUGCCUCCGAACCAGACGUUCUAUCUCGAGACGACGAUGCGGAUCGUGAAACACCAGAUAGACACGGUGAUCCCGCUCGAGCUGUGGGACUGCCCGGCCAACACGACCGUCGAGUCGCUCGGUGCACCGCUCUCGCAGUUUUCAACUAUCAUCUUUGUGAUUGACAUACGCGACCUGUACAACCAGCCGAUAUCUAAGCUGGUCGAGUUCAUCGUCGCCUCCUAUGCGGAAAACCCCAACAUUAUCCUCGAGGUAUUCGUCCACAAGGCAGAGAAGCUCCAGGAAGACGACAAAAUAGAAAACUUUCGUCAGAUUCAUGAGCGAGUGUCUGACCGGCUGCUGGACAUGUCGCCCGAGUACGAGCAGAUGCAGCUCAAUUUCCACCUCACCUCUGUCUACGACCAUUCUCUGCACGAGGCAUUUUCUCGCGUCCUCCACAAACUCAUCGACUCUCUUCCUUUUCUUGAAGAGCUCCUCAACGUCUUUUGUGCGAACUCGCAAUCACCUAAAGCUUUCCUCUUCGACACCCGUUCGCGUCUCUAUGUUGCUACAGACGCGUCCCCCGUCGACUCUGCUACCCACAACCUUUGCUGCGAUUAUUUACAGAUGCUCAACUCCUUUGGCCCGCUCUACAAGUCAAUAACAGCAACACCCUCACGGCAGCGACAGCUCAUAUCUGGCACAUCCAUACCCGUCCCAGCUACACCACCGCCCUCUUCCAUCUCCUCCAUCUCCUCCCGUUCCCUGCGGCCCGCAGCUACACCCUCCAGCACCAGCACCGCAGCCUCCGCCUCCACACCCUCCUCUUCCUCUUCCAACCCUUCAAAUUCGAAUUCCAACGCCAGAACCAACGCCUACAGACCACCACCACCCACCAACGGCUCCUCAAGCCUCCUCGCCCCCAUCCCACCGACCCCGCCAACGCCCACCACGCCCCGCGCAUCCGCCACCACGUCGCCUGUGCACACAAACGGAAAAACGGCUGGCAACAAGGAUAAAGAUAGGGAUAAGGAUAGAGGUGUGGGUGUAGGACCGGGAUCGGGAACGGGUUCGACCACAGUUACACCGACGACCGUGACGCCUACGAGGCCUUCUGUCCAUGGAUCAUAUUUUCCGCCUAUGCCGACUCCUCCGCCUUCUACUUCUACUUCGACGACGGGACGCACGGGUAUGGUGACGUCACCCCCGGGGCCUAUCCACCCGCCUACGACGAGUCUCACUGUGAAUGUAUCGCCCGACUCAAAUGGAUCGGGAUCAGGUUCAGGUGCGUCGGGGAUAGGAACAGGGAAGAGGAAAGAUAAAGAUUUAUUUUAUCCUUCUGCUUCGACGACACUUUCGUCUUUCUCGUUUUCAUCUUCCUCUUCGUCUGCUUCGGCGCCUGCGUCUGCGAUGGGUGCGGGCCAUUCGCAUUCGCAUCGGCAUGGGCAUGGGUCAAGGCAUGCGAGCGCGCAUGGACACUCGCAUUCGCAACUGCCAACCGCGCUCUCGGCAUCUUCGACAUCGCUCUCGCGCACACCUGUGCCAAACGGACACGGGCACCACAUCACCCCCUCGCAUUCGCACUCGCACUCCACCAACACCCCCACAAACCCCUCCACACCCAUAACAACCGCCCCUGCUUCCCAACCUCCAAACCCAGGCACAACAACACUCACAUACCACCUCAUCACACAACACCUCGCGCUGCUCGCUUUGAUACCCGCGCAUGUGUACACGGAGAGGAGGGGGCUGGUGGAGUAUAAUGUUGUGUUUUUUAGGGAGGGAGUGCAGGAGAUAUGUGAGAUUGAGGAGGAGGCGAGGGGGGUAUGA
Messenger RNA from Psilocybe cubensis, 1944 nucleotides. RefSeq lists its product as uncharacterized. The transcript is spliced from 7 exons. The coding region runs from base 1 to 1944 and encodes 647 amino acids. NCBI's taxonomy places the organism in Eukaryota, Fungi, Basidiomycota, Agaricomycetes, Agaricales, Agrocybaceae. Gene Ontology annotation, biological process: regulation of autophagy; cellular response to starvation; cellular response to amino acid stimulus. The record is from RefSeq and is a predicted model, not a curated record. Gene Ontology annotation, molecular function: GTP binding; GTPase activity. Gene Ontology annotation, cellular component: nucleus; Gtr1-Gtr2 GTPase complex; fungal-type vacuole membrane.